AUGCCGUUUGAUGAUGCGAGUCAGCAGCGAUGGAGUUAUCUAUUGCUCAGUCUUGUGUGGUGGACAGGGCAAUUUGUAGCAGGGCUUGAGUUGGGUGAAAGCUGUGUAAAUCCUGCAGGAGAAUCGGGCAAGUGUAUUCUCUUCCGAGACUGUCAACCACUCGUCAACAUCUACAAUAAACCCAUUAACACGCCACAAGAUACAGAGUUCCUCACGCAAAGCCGGUGUGGUAUGCUAAAACGAAACACAUUGAUGUGUUGUGCUGCAUCCAGCCUGAGUGCUUUGCUACCAACAUUUCCACAUUGCGGCAUGCAAAUGUCCGAUCGUGUAAUUGGUGGUAAGGAUACGAAGAUAAAUGAGUUUCCAUGGACGGCAUUGAUCGAGUUUCGGAAACUGGACGGAAGCUUUGGAUUCGGCUGUGGAGGAUCACUUAUCAACGAGAGGUAUAUUGUUACUGCUGCUCAUUGCAUUGAACGGAUUCCUGCUGGUUGGAAGGUCCAUCGUGUACGCCUUGGCGAGUGGGAUUUGUCAACGGCUAAUGAUUGUCAGGAUGGCUUUUGCUCCAAAGCGCCGAUCGAUCUGGAGAUUGAGAAGAUUGUUGUUCACAGCAACUAUGACCCGGAGGAUCAUAGCUAUAAAAACGAUAUAGCGUUGAUUCGUUUCACCCGAUCUGUUCAGUACUCUGAAACAGUACGACCUAUUUGUCUACAGUUGAGUGCAUCGGUCCGUUAUCUUGAUCAUGUAGGAUUUUCAAGUUAUGCUGCCGGUUGGGGUGAAACCAAAAUUGCUAUUGCAAGCCAAGUGAAGCUGAUGGUCGAGUUGAACGUCACGAGCUGGCAAGAGUGUGCAUCAUUUUAUGAAGAAAAUAGAAUUUUGUUAAACACGAAGCAAAUGUGUGCCGGUGGUGUGUAUGGCAAGGACACAUGUAGCGGUGAUUCGGGCGGUCCUCUGAUGCGUCAGAUUGCUGGUGCAUGGUAUCUGAUUGGUGUGAUCAGCUUUGGAUCAGGAUGGUGCGGCGUACCUGAUGAACCAGGGGUAUAUACGAACGUGGCAGAAUAUGUUGAUUGGAUACGGAACAAUGUGUACUAG
Molecule: messenger RNA, 1089 nt
Organism: Anopheles marshallii
Lineage: Eukaryota; Metazoa; Arthropoda; Insecta; Diptera; Culicidae
Product: CLIP domain-containing serine protease B4-like
Exons: 4
Coding region: 1-1089 (362 amino acids)
Biological process (GO): proteolysis
Molecular function (GO): serine-type endopeptidase activity
Source: RefSeq, a predicted model, not a curated record